UGGGGGGGGCGGGGCGGAGCGCGGAGCGCGCAUGCGCGGCAGCGCUAGCGCUCUCCCCGGACCGUGCGGGGCCUGAGCCUCUCGGCCGCCGGCGCAGAUUCGGCCCGCGCCAGCACUCCCUGGCCGCCAUGUCUACCACCCUCAAGCGGGAGUUCGAGGAGCUGGAUGCUCAGUCUCGCUGGCAGCAGCUGUACUUGGAAAUUCGAAAUGAGUCUCAUGACUAUCCUCAUAGAGUGGCCAAGUUUCCAGAAAACAGAGAUCGCAACAGAUACAGAGAUGUGAGCCCAUAUGAUCAUAGUCGUGUUAAACUGCAAAAUACUGAAAAUGAUUAUAUUAAUGCCAGCUUAAUUGACAUAGAAGAGGCACGAAGGAGUUACAUCUUAACACAGGGUCCACUUCCUAACACAUGUUGUCACUUCUGGCUCAUGGUUUGGCAGCAGAAGACCAAAGCGGUUGUCAUGCUGAACCGAAUUGUGGAGAAAGAGUCUGUUAAAUGUGCACAAUACUGGCCAACAGAUGACCGAGAGAUGCUGUUUGAAGAAACUGGAUUUAGUGUGAAGCUCUUGUCUGAAGAUGUGAAGUCAUACUACACAGUACAUCUACUACAAUUAGAAAAUAUCAAUAGUGGUGAAUCCAGAACAAUAUCUCACUUUCAUUAUACUACCUGGCCAGAUUUCGGAGUACCUGAAUCACCAGCUUCAUUUCUCAAUUUCUUGUUUAAAGUGAGAGAAUCUGGCUCCUUGAACCCCGACCACGGGCCUGCGGUGAUCCACUGUAGUGCAGGCAUUGGACGCUCUGGCACAUUCUCUCUGGUAGACACAUGUCUUGUUCUGAUGGAAAAAGGAAAUGAUAUUAACAUUAAGCAAGUGUUACUGAAUAUGAGAAAAUACCGAAUGGGACUUAUUCAGACGCCAGAUCAACUCAGAUUCUCUUACAUGGCCAUAAUUGAAGGAGCAAAGUGCAUAAAGGGAGAUUCAAAUAUACAGAAACGGUGGAAAGAACUUUCUAAGGAAGACUUAAGCCCUGCUUUUGAUCAUUCACCAAACAAAGUAAUGGUUGAAAAGUACAAUGGGAACAGAGUAGUUCUAGAAGAAGAGAAACUGACAGGUGAUCGGUGUACAGGACUUUCCUCUAAAAUGCAAGAUACAGUGGAGGAAAACAGCGAGAGUGUUCUACGGAAACGUAUUCGAGAGGACAGAAAGGCUACCACGGCUCAGAAGGUGCAGCAGAUGAAACAGAGGCUAAAUGAGACUGAACGAAAAAGAAAAAGGUGGUUAUAUUGGCAACCUAUUCUCACUAAGAUUGGGUUUGUGUCAGUCAUUUUGGUUGGCACUUUGGUUGGCUGGACACUUUUUCACCAACAUGUCCUAUAAAUAAAGUUUUGCCUGGCAAGCUUCUGCACUAAUUGCCGACAGUGCUGCAUUAAUCUCAAGGGUUUGUCUGUUAGCAGCAAAUGCCUCAUACCCCAAAGUUGGUGCAGUAGAAUAGACAUCAGCCAGAUAAGUGAUAUUUACAGUCACAGGCCCAGCCUCUCAGGAUCUUCACUGCAGGUUCCUCUGAAACCCAAGCUGUAAACUGCUCUAAAAUAAAGACAUUGGUGUUUGUGAAAAACUGGUACAUUUUGCAGCUGUAUUCACACAUGUCAAACGUAAUACUUUCUUUGCCUGACCAACAUUGAGAAAUCCUUUAUUAUAAGGAUUGGUUUUGGAGGCUAUCCGGAUUUAACCUGCAUUUGACAUAGCAAUAAAUAUUGUGGUUUUAUCUACAUUAUUAAUGGAAAGAAAAUGUCAUUUAAAUGUGUGUAAUGUAUAAUGUACUGUUGAUAUGGGCAUCAACACUUUAUAUACCUAACCAUUUCAGGGUAAAGAUAAUUUUAUAAGUAUUUAAUCUUACUUUUGUAGUUAAGUGUAAUUUUUAAAAGCUCAAUUUGAAGUCUUACCAUAAAACAAUGUAAAUUGUAUGUUGAUUCAAUUGUAUACUGGAUACAUUUUUCCUUUUCCUAAAGGAAAAGUUUGAUAUGAGCAGUUAGACCUGUGGAUAGCAAUUUCUAUACGUAUUUGCGUUUCCUUUAUGUUUUACAGUUAGCUCUGUUUUAAAAAAAAAAAAAGUCAAAGACACAACAUUUUUCUGUGUGUAUCUUUGAAGGAAAAUUCUUAUUGAAUAGUAAAGUAACAGUUGGUCAAGACUUUGUAAAGGGAUUGAUUUCUGCCAGGUGUGGUAAUACACUCCUGGGAAGCUGAGGCAGGAGGAUCACAAGUUUGAGGCCAUCCUGAGCUACAUAGCGAGUUCGAAUACAGCCUGAGCAACAUAGUGAGACCCUAUCUCAAAAAGAAGAAAGAAAAAAAGAAAAGAAACUGGAUUCUGUAAAGCCCACGCAUGACUCAUACUGGGUUUUGUUUUAUUUUGUUGUUUUUUGUGAAAUUUUCAAUGUAAUUACCCUAAUUUAUAAUGGGGUAAGUCAUGAUUUAGUUUUAAGUAAAAGAAGCACUAAACUUCAGUUCAGUAGACUGAAGUUUUGAAGUAAGAUUUUUUUCAAGUUCUCUUUUCUUCAAUAAAUAGUGUCGUGAUGUGUAAACCUUACAUUGUCCCUUUAACUUCUUAACAGUAUUUUUAAAAUAUAUUGUCUAAUGAAUUUUAACUGCUCAUUUGAAUCUCAUUCAGCAUUCCAUUCAGUAUUUGAUUCGUUCAGCUUAAAUUUUAAGUGGAUGGUAUAAAUUGAAAUGCUAGCUGACAUUCACUGGUUUUCUAACUCCAUACAUUGGAGCUCCAGAAAGGUUACCAAGAGGUGGCAGAGAAAGGUUUCAAGCUACUAACCACAGCAUCCCUGCUUUGUCUCUUUUAAUACACCCUGUAAGAUUUCUGCCAAGACUUAAGUUGUCUUGGAGGAGGCAGCUGUCAUUUAAAAGCAGUUUGAAAACCAUUUGUAUAGGUAGGUGUUUUGAAGUGAUUUGAAUAGCUUUCUUGAAUGUAUCAAAUGUGUGAAAGUAGGAUGUAGGUGGUACUAUAUUAAAUAAGAUCUAUGUACAUGUGCCUGUGUCCUAAUUCAGUAUUAUUGUGUCCUAUAACCUUGAGAUGGAAAAGAGGUAAGGGAGACUUGCUUAUGUCUUUUUGUAUUAAACCUAUCUUUAGGCAUCAAAAUCCUAUUGGUCAUUAAUUGGUUUAGGCUUUUAUCCUUGCUGUAAUAUGGUCUGUUACCCCCAAAGUCAAAUGGGGAUAAGUCUUAGGAGCUUUCUACUUGAAAAUAGCCUUGACUUAAGCAAAAGUAUAAAGACUUCUUCCAGGAAAUAAAUAAUGAUAAGACUGUG
Messenger RNA from Perognathus longimembris pacificus (Pacific pocket mouse), 3305 nucleotides. It is a transcript of the gene Ptpn2, whose product is annotated as protein tyrosine phosphatase non-receptor type 2. Lineage: Eukaryota; Metazoa; Chordata; Mammalia; Rodentia; Heteromyidae. The coding region runs from base 129 to 1373 and encodes 414 amino acids. The transcript has 9 exons. Gene Ontology annotation, biological process: protein dephosphorylation. The record is from RefSeq and is a predicted model, not a curated record. Gene Ontology annotation, molecular function: protein tyrosine phosphatase activity.